AUGGACCUCACCCCCCUCCUCCACUCCCUCCACGCCUCGGCCCAGGACAACGGCCUCUACUUCCAACAUGGCGCCUCGGCCGACGUAGGCCGCAAGCGCUUGGCCUCGGCCUUCACCACCCUGGCACGGCUCAGCCUCCUCCUCAGGCACCCCCUGAGGAGCCUCAGCCUCUCCUGCCACCUCUACGACCUGGAUGAGGCCAGCCAAGGCAAUGGCUACCGAAGCUUGGUGCUGGUAGCCCAACGCUGCCUGGCUCAGGCCUUGGGGAGCAGCAAGGCCGUGGCCGCCCGGCGCCGAAGCGUCUUCUUCAGGCCUGGCCACAAAGCUGCUGAGCUCGAGGCUUAUUGUGCUGCCCUCACCCAGAUCAAGGCUCUGCUGGGCUUGGCAGGGAGGAUCCUGGAGAGAAACCCCCCUGGCAGCCUGUUCCCAGCUGAGGGGGAGGAAGGGGAGGACUUGAGCCAGAUGGUGCUGAGGGAGUACAGCACCAUGAGCAAUGGCUGCUUCUAUGGCAGGUGUAUUGGCUUCCAGUUCGCGCCGUCGCUGCGGCCGCUGCUCCAGGCCAUCACCAUCGGCCUCGUGUCCUUCGGCCAGAGCCACGGCCCCGGGCAGCCCGGCCUGGGCUCAGCCGCGGGGUCUCUGCUGUCUGGGGGGCUGCUGGCGCUGGACCCGGAGCUGCGUGGGGCCGAGUUCGAGCGGGUGACGCAGAACCUGGACGUCGGCUUCUGGAAACGCUUCUGGAACCUCACAGAGACCCAGCUGCUGGCG
Messenger RNA from Colius striatus (speckled mousebird), 765 nucleotides. Its product is annotated as hormone-sensitive lipase-like. The annotation marks the transcript as partial. Lineage: Eukaryota; Metazoa; Chordata; Aves; Coliiformes; Coliidae. The record is from RefSeq and is a predicted model, not a curated record. Gene Ontology annotation, biological process: cholesterol metabolic process; triglyceride catabolic process. Gene Ontology annotation, molecular function: sterol ester esterase activity; triacylglycerol lipase activity. The transcript has 3 exons. Gene Ontology annotation, cellular component: cytosol.